GAGCUCCUCUCUCACACUCCGGACCACAUCAUAACUUUUUGAAAGGUGGGAAAACGGCAUUGACUUCUCCUUCGUUUACUGCAAAAGAGGCGACAAGGACGCGCACCGGAGGCCCGAUGGAGAAAUCCAAAAACUUUCGCAUUGACGCGCUUUUAGCAGUCGAUACACCCAAGGUGCAGACGUCUCCGCUUGCGCUUGUGACUUCCCUGUCCUCCUCCUCCAUCCCGUCGUCAGCCCCGGAGCUGACCACCAGCGUCGAGUCUUUACGCGCCGAGACGCCGUCCCCGCCGAGGAUUUCCACCUGCGGGUUGAUUCCUAAACCGGGUUUCCUCAACAGUCCGCACAGCAUGGUUGGAUUACAUCCGCAGAGUACCGCAGGGAUCCCCGCACAGGCUCUCUACGGCCAUCCCAUGUACACCUACUCCGCAGCUGCCCUCACAGGCCAACACCCUGCCCUGUCCUACUCCUACCCACACAGCUCCCAUCAUCACCACGCCAGUGAUCCCAUCAAACUGACAGCCAGCACAUUCCAGCUGGACCACUGGCUCAGGGUCUCCACAGCUGGGAUGAUGCUGCCCAAAAUGUCUGACUUCAAUUCUCAGGCGCAGUCCAACUUGCUUGGCAAGUGCAGAAGACCAAGAACUGCAUUCACAAGUCAGCAGCUGCUGGAGUUGGAGCAUCAGUUCAAAUUGAAUAAGUACCUGUCACGACCUAAGCGCUUUGAAGUGGCUACGUCCCUCAUGCUGACAGAAACUCAGGUUAAAAUCUGGUUCCAGAACAGACGCAUGAAGUGGAAGAGAAGUAAGAAGGCCAAAGAGCAGGCCGCCCAGGAGGCCGAAAAGCAGAAAGGCGGCAAGAGCGGCCAGGAGAAAUCUGACGGACACGAACAGUCGGACUAUAACAGCAAAACAGACUCAAAAAAUGGCAGAAUAAGAGAUUUUAGAGACAGUGACGACGAUGAGGGCGACACUUUCCUGUACAACUCUUCAGACUGCUCCUCGGACGAGGAGAGGAAUCACACCAGUGACCACAGCCCACAGCCUUGAAGCUGAAGAAGGGCGAAGGUGGCGAUCUCCAUUUAUAAUGACUGUGGGGGAUUUCGCCACGAAAAAGCAGUUGCAUGUAAUCCAAUCCAUUUUGUUGUCAUGAAAAGAAUCAAAUUUAGGUCAAGAAUAGAUAAUAUUUGUGUCAUAAUCAAGCAAUAAAAGCGGGAGGUUUAAGUUUUAUACACAUAGGAGCAUCAUUCAGCACUCGGCUAGGUAAACUGUGACUUAUUGCAUGGUUAAUAUGCAAACGCUGUAAACUGGCUCAGGACUUUGCAAUAUGUCCCUGCUGAUGGUAUACUCUUUCAAUGAUAUCCAAUAACACCACACUACAGUUAAUAGUCCGCUGUCAUUGGUCAUUUUUUUCUUUGUGGUGUCGGCAGUGUGCCAUAUCAC
Messenger RNA from Micropterus dolomieu (smallmouth bass), 1439 nucleotides. It is a transcript of the gene mnx1, whose product is annotated as motor neuron and pancreas homeobox 1. Gene Ontology annotation, molecular function: DNA-binding transcription factor activity, RNA polymerase II-specific; sequence-specific double-stranded DNA binding. The record is from RefSeq and is a predicted model, not a curated record. Gene Ontology annotation, biological process: spinal cord motor neuron cell fate specification; regulation of DNA-templated transcription; neuron projection morphogenesis. The coding region runs from base 117 to 1046 and encodes 309 amino acids. The transcript has 3 exons. Gene Ontology annotation, cellular component: nucleus. NCBI's taxonomy places the organism in Eukaryota, Metazoa, Chordata, Actinopteri, Centrarchiformes, Centrarchidae.